Selaginella moellendorffii is the source of this 1606-nucleotide messenger RNA. RefSeq names its product UDP-glycosyltransferase TURAN. Gene Ontology annotation, cellular component: endoplasmic reticulum. Gene Ontology annotation, molecular function: mannosyltransferase activity. Lineage: Eukaryota; Viridiplantae; Streptophyta; Lycopodiopsida; Selaginellales; Selaginellaceae. The coding region runs from base 8 to 1498 and encodes 496 amino acids. The transcript has 15 exons. The record is from RefSeq and is a predicted model, not a curated record.
UUUAGCGAUGGGGAGGAGAGGAAGGGCGACCGUUGUCGUGCUUGGCGAUUUUGGAAGGAGCCCCAGAAUGCAGUACCACGCCUUGUCUUUGUCGAGCCAGGCUGGCAUGGACGUGGAUGUCAUUGCUUUCGCAGGAGCUCAACCACACCGAGCUGUGCUAGAAGAUCCCAAGAUUUCUCUUUAUCUCAUGAGCGUGCCAAGCUUUCAAAGACUUCCGCGACUGUUCUAUCUACUGGCACUACCUUUUAAAAUCCUUCUUCAGCUAUUACACCUCUUGUGGCUUCUCCUUGUUAAAGUGCCAUCCUCGGACGUUGUUCUUGUCCAAAAUCCACCCUCAGUGCCAGUCCUGGCAGUGGUAAAGUGGACGUGUGUUAUAAGAAAGUCCUCGUUCGUAAUCGACUGGCACAACUUUGGCUAUACUUUAUUCGGUCUUAGAUUGAAUCCAAGCCAUAUUCUCGUCAAACUCUACUUCUGGUUUGAAAAGCGUUAUGGUAAAAUGGCCGACGGCCAUCUAUGCGUCACGAAAGCGAUGCAACACGAGCUUGCAGAGAACUGGGGGAUCAGGGCAACCGUUGUCUACGAUAGAUCACCCGAGUUUUUCCAACCCGCUACCUUGGAGGAAAAGCACGAGCUGUUUUUAAGGCUGGAUGGCUUGUUUAGGCAGCCACUGGGUGAAUGGGAUUGUUGUUCUGUAAGACCGGAGGAAGAUGAGAACGUUCGGUUAGCAUCCAGGCAGUAUGUUGCUGGUCGAAGCGAUUCGACUAAUGUUGCUAGCUCCUCCUGGACCCUCUUCACUUGUCGGAAGUCCGCAGUGGAGGACCCGAGAAAAGAAAUCCAGGAGGGCGACCAGUACUUCUAUCUGAAAGAAAGGCCAGCGCUUAUUGUGAGCAGUACUAGCUGGACUCCAGAUGAGGACUUUGAGAUACUGUUGGAGGCUGCUGUUAUGUAUGACCGGCGUGUGGCGGCAUCGCUGGGAGAGCACAUAGACAGUGCUUCGGGUGAUAGGCGACCCAUGAAGAAUUCUAGAUGCGUUUUCCCUCGUCUUCUCAUCGUUGUUACUGGCAAAGGUCCCCUGCGACAAGAGUACGAAGAAAGGAUAAGCAGGCUACGUUUACAUCAUGUUGCAUUUCGAACGAUGUGGCUCGCUGCUGAGGAUUAUCCUCGUUUGCUUGGAUCGGCUGAUCUCGGCGUUAGCUUGCAUACUUCCUCGUCCGGUCUUGAUUUGCCUAUGAAGGUUGUGGACAUGUUUGGAUGCGGAUUACCUGUGACGGCCGUUUCUUAUUCAUGUAUUGACGAGCUGGUCAAAGAUCACCAGAAUGGGCUGCUUUUUUCGUCUGCUUCAGAACUUGCAGACCAGUUUAUGGAUCUAUUUCAAGGUUUUCCAGACAACUGCGAACGCUUGAAGCACUUGAGAGACGGAGCCUUGGCAUCGGGUUCGUGUGCGAGAUGGGAUGACGAGUGGGAGAAGCAAGUUCUUCCGCUUAUUUCCAGAUAUUAGACUCGAGGCAAUGUACAUACACCCGAGAGACUGGUUUAACGAACUUUCGUUGGUAGAGCAGUGUUUUGAACCUCGGAAUUUAAUUGAACGAACAAGAUCUUGCAAGCU